Messenger RNA from Neodiprion virginianus, 4516 nucleotides. RefSeq names its product sideroflexin-3 (gene Sfxn1-3). The transcript has 4 exons. NCBI's taxonomy places the organism in Eukaryota, Metazoa, Arthropoda, Insecta, Hymenoptera, Diprionidae. Gene Ontology annotation, molecular function: monoatomic ion transmembrane transporter activity. Gene Ontology annotation, cellular component: mitochondrial inner membrane. Bases 290 to 1282 code for a protein of 330 amino acids. Gene Ontology annotation, biological process: serine import into mitochondrion; monoatomic ion transport. The record is from RefSeq and is a predicted model, not a curated record.
ACGAGUCCAGCGCACGCGUUCGCUCUGGCCCCAUUCCUCGUACUCGCCAGUCUUCCCAAUUCCCUUCUCGGCGAAUGGGUAGCUGCUCCAUAAUAGCAGCGCACCAUUGCCAGCGGUCAGGCAUAAUCAAUACCUGUUUUUCAUCGAUACAGAUUCGCUUUAUCUCGAAAUUUUUCGAUCAAACGUGCAAUUUGAAUACCAGCUUCAGUUACACGGAUAGAAUCGGGGGCUGUCAUAUCUAACUCUUGUAUUGAAAAGUGGCAAACAGCAGGAAUAAUUUCAAGAAAACAUGUCCGUGAACGGAAAAAGUAGUGAGCGAAAAAGCCAAUUUAUUGAUAUUGAGAAGCCAAAAUGGGACCAAGGAUCGUACCUGGGUCGGGCUCGCCAUUUCUUCACACUGACCAAUCCGAUGAACGUUUUUGCCACCGCUGAACAACUCGCCGAGGCUAGCGAUAUUGUUCAUAAAUAUAGGAAAGGUGAAAGCCUGGAGAAACUGGGGAUAACGGAAGAUAAACUGUGGAGCUGCAAGUAUCUUUACGACAGUGCGUAUCAUCCCGACACCGGGGAAAAGAUGAUCUUAAUUGGACGUAUGAGUGCUCAGGUGCCUAUGAAUAUGCUGAUCACUGGCUGCAUGAUGACCUUCUACAAGUCAACUCCGGCAGUCGUAUUCUGGCAAUGGUUCAAUCAGUCUUUCAACGCUUUGGUUAACUAUACGAAUCGGAGUGGAUCCAGUCCAAUCCCAGUAUCAACUUUGGUACAAAGUUACGUGGGGGCGACCGGGGGCGCCCUUUUUACGGCACUAUCCUUGAACCACCUUGCAAAGAAAGGACCGCCGUUGGCGGGGAGAUUGGUACCGCUUGCAGCAGUUGCUGCUGCUAACUGUGUCAACAUACCCAUGAUGCGGAUAACCGAAUUACGCGAAGGUAUCGAGCUUCAAAAUGAAAAAGGGCAAAAAGUAGGAAGCAGCGUUUCCGCCGCAAAACAGGCAAUCUUCUCCGUUACCUUUUCGCGAAUUCUGAUGGCCUCGCCUAGCAUGGUAUUAGCACCGCUGCUCAUGAACUACAUGGAAAAGAGAAACUUAUUGAGGCGGAUGCCAUGGGCAGCGGGUCCGAUUCAAGUCGCCCUUUGCGGUGUUUGCUUAACAUUUGCAACUCCCCUUUGCUGUGCAUUAUUUGCACAGCGCGUUGCCGUUCCCGUGAAAGAGUUGGAACCAGAAGUGCAAGAACAAAUACGAUCCAGGGAUCAAAACGCCGAAAUAGUAUACUAUAACAAGGGUUUAUAAGAAAACAGAAAUUUAGAUUUCACCUCAUAUUAUAUAGUCGGGUUGAAUAUAUUGCAAAUCGAAAUAACAAUGGGUUGUAUCGACUGUGUUGGAAAAAGUCUAGAGAAUUAGCCAACUUAAAAUUUAUGAUGAUCUGUCAGAAAUUUUUCUUGUGGUUUUUGUAAUCGAGUUACACACACCGGGCCAUGCCACCAGACCUGUCACUCGAUCAGCGAAAUUUUUUUUCAGUGAUUUUACCGAUUCUCGCGUAGCGAAUGGAGACGUAAGACACAAGCAUAUGUGUAUACGUACAGAGUCAUUUAUUCGUAACCCUGCAUGUAUUCACUUGAUACGUGUAGUAUCAGCGCUUGUAUAAUUAAUUAUACACAUAAAAUGACAAUAAUAGUGAAGAUAUUGCUUCUCGUGGCAAAUUUUCUUGCCAUAUUAUCCAAAUUUUAGAAUAAUAAGUAUUAAAUAAUAGUAACAUCGUUUUAAACUGAUUGCAAAUAUUAGUUCUCAGCCACAUUUCGCAAACGAUGUUAUGUUACAUAACUCUCUCGCCAAUCAAUUUUCACGUAAUAAGCUAUAGCCGCGUACAUUAGUGGCACUUGACCUUUGCAGUAUGAAUUGUCUACUCAAGCUGUUAAGGCUCGGAACGGAUACUUUGACCGAUUGCUGAAUUACACGUCGUAAGCCUGAUUUAGUUUUAUGACUAAACAUAUCGUGGUCUCAAAAGUCCACUUGAAUUUUCCGCAAUAACGUGAUAGUUAUGCAAUUAAUAGUUUUAUAUCAUAUAUCCUCAUUUAUACGUCAUGUCCCAGUGAACACGUUUAUGUCAACUUUUUCGCACUUAUCGACGUCAGAUACUGACGACGUAACAAAAAUAAUAUUCCUGAUAUCAAUUUGACAUAACGCUGGUGUGAUAAUGACGGUUAUAAUUUUUUUAGUUUAUAACUAUGCCGUCAAUAUGACUUUGUGAUUACAUAUACCUGAUAUCAUGCAGAUAUAAUGUAGUGGAUUGGAACACAGGCGUACAUCUUACACAAGAAUAUCACACAAUAAAAUACUCAAAACUUCACCUUGGUACAAUACAUUAUACAGAUCAACUAUACACUUAUAACUCAAACGUAGAAAUACGUAACAGAAUUAUUUGGUAACUUCUAUACAUACUAAACUUGAAAUGUUUCACCACCCACAAGAAAGGAUAUCAUGGAUUAGACUCUGAAUAACUCAUUAAAAAACAAUUUUUCUGUAAAACUACAUUUGAAAGAUGGACUUGAUUUUUGAAAGUUGAUAUCACGAGAAUGUAAAGAUUUCUUUCAAUUCUUUGAAUUUCUUGAUUUUUUUUAGUUUAUUAUUAAUAAAUGACAGAGUUUCUUUUCACCGGGGAUGACUUUAUAUGACCUGAUAUGGACGUAUAUAUCCUGAUAUUCUCAAACGUUUCGAAUAUACAAAAUCAUACGCGGACAUAUCUGGCUGAAUGCAUCGAAACUUGAUUUUUUAUUGACAUUUUUUGACACGGACAUACAUUGAAAUAUCGGGGCAUAUAUGACCUUCAUAUCAGAAGAUCUAUUGACGAGAUAAAAAAGCUAUGUGUAGGCCAUGUGCGGCCGGAUAUAACUAUAAAUGCUUAUAUAUAAUGAAAUCUAAGCAUUUAUAGCUGCAGUAGAGCGUCGAUCAUCCGAAAUAAUUGGGGCCGGGAACCAUUCGGAUAGUCAAAAAUUCUAAUUCGUUCAAUGCAUACAUACAUAGAUAGGUAUUUCAAACGGAUGAACUAUCUUCUGAUUCGAUCCAUAGUACUUUUGGUCAACAUUUAUAACGCUUACGUAAUAGAAUUUAUAGUGUAUAAAAUACAUGUAUUCAAAAACAAGUGGCAGAUGUAUGUAUAAUACAUAUUUCGUUUACUUCUUUCGAAAAAAGUCCACAAUUUUCCUCCUAUUUUACAACGGAACCUCGGCCUGUUAUGCGAAAAACCAAGAACUAAAUAAUCUUUCGGAUAAUUGACGUUUCGGAUAGAUUCAGAUCUUCUGAUUGGCAUGUUGUACAUAGUCUGACAUAUAUACCGAUAUCAAAAUGCAAUUCCGGUAAAAUAUUUUCUGAUAUAGACGUAUACGAGAAUAUUAGGGUAUAUAUAUAUGUCCAUAUCAGGUCAUAUCAAACCGUAUCAGAAAAUUAUAUCGGCCUAUCAGACUAUAAAUGGACUUAAGUAUCAGACAUUUUUUUCACGGGGAUGUAAUAAAGCUGACGUCCCUGUGAUGUAACCACUGUGGCAAAUUAUUCUCGAUAAUUAAAUAUUGCGAUUUUAAAGAAAAAAUUUAGAUUGUUUUUCUUUGGUUUUAUUAAAAUUGCUAAGUAUAUAUUUAUAAACAUUUUAAUGCCGACAUUCCUCAUGGCAAAUGAUUAAACAUUAUUGGCCUUGCAAUAUCAAAAAACUUAUUUUACGCUGCAAUUUCAAUGUUCCUCGAAAAAGUUGAAGAACUUUUUUUUGUUAUUCGGGAGACAAUACGAAAGAAAAUAUUACCUAUUACGUAAUAUGAUUUCAAUGUUAUGUCAAAUGUACAUAGACAAAUAAUCUCAGUGUUAUAGCACGGCGUUAUGUAAAUAUUAUGUAGCACUUAAAUCAUUUUUAAGUCAGUAUGACGUCAGAAUGAUAUCUUAUAAUUUUGCAUCAUAUCUUAGUAAGAAAACAUGUCACUAUUAUGUCAAAUUUACGUCAAAUUUCGUUACCUACCUGUGACCUACUAAUGAUGUAAAAUCAAGGUCAUGUGUUCUCACUGAGGUGUAUUUUUUCUGAAUAGAGAUGUCUUAUGUUCGAUAUAGUUUUAAGCGCCGGUGAUUAACGGAUCCACCAUCACAAUACAAGAUAUGAAAACUAAAAGAAUCUGAGUCUGUAUCGCUUUUCGAUCGUCAUAUUGAGACUGCAUGAAAUUCUUUUUUUUUUCGCAAUUGUAAAAGUAUAAUUUUAAGCGUAUAAAUAGUUCUUGAUUUAGUUGUGAGUUCGUUCUAACGAACAAGCCAAGUGGGGCAGCCUGAAAAUCUAAGCAUCGGUAGCAUAACUUUAACAUUGAUACGUUCUCGCAGAAUGUGAUUAGUUAAUGGUUAAAAAUUUGUUAAGUUUGAUUAUUAUAAUUCAUAUGGAAUAAGUAUUGUAGUAAAUUUUAUGUACAAUAUCGAUAAGAUAUUAUAAUUAAUGAUCAGAAACGUUGUCUGCCUCUGAGUUAUACAAAUUAAACGAUUUACUGUUCUUAAUCAUUA